UCCAGCAUCAGCAGCAUGCGUUGGGCCACCAUCCUGAUCAUCGCUGGGCUCUGUGGAGCCUCCCUGGGCCAGUACAAUGAAGAAGAAGACAUGGCUUGGUUACAGUACUACAUGCGGCAGUCCCGUAUGUCCUCCUAUAACUACAUGCCCUACUACGAGGAUGAGAACACCCCGUACGUGUAUUCUUACCUCCCAGCUCCAGACAUGGAGGCAGAGCCUGGCCCUGAACCUCAGCAAGCCCCUUCCUGGCAAUGUCCCCAGGAGUGCGAUUGCCCCCCUAACUUCUCGUCAGCCAUGUACUGUGACACCCGAAACCUGAGGUACCUGCCCUUCGUGCCUUCCCGGAUGAAAUACGUGUACUUCCAGAACAACCAGAUCACCGCCAUCCAAGAAGGGGCUUUUGACAACGCCACAGAGCUGGAAUGGCUCGCACUGCACAACAACCAGAUCACCAGUGAGAAGAUGGGCAAGAGGGUCUUUGCCAAGCUCAAAAACCUGGAGAGAUUGUACAUGAACAACAACAACCUAACCAAGAUGCCCAGCCCCUUGCCCCUGUCCCUGAGAGAGCUCCACUUGUCUUACAAUCAGAUCUCCAAGGUCCCCUCCAAUGCUCUAGAGGGUCUGGAGAACCUCACAGCCCUGUACCUCAGCCACAAUUACAUUUUUGAGAUGGGAGCAUCCCUCAAAGGGCUCAAGUCCUUAAUCCUGGCUGAUCUGAGCUACAACCACCUCAGGAAAGUCCCUGAUGGGCUCCCAAUGGCUUUGGAACAGCUCUACCUAGAGUACAACUACAUCAACACCAUCCCUGAUGACUAUUUCAAGGUCUCUCCCAAGCUGCUCUAUGUACGGAUGUCCCACAACAGCCUGACAAAUCAAGGUCUCUCUACCAACACUUUCAACAGCAGCAGCAUCCUCGAGCUGGACCUCUCUUACAACAGGCUCCAGAAGAUCCCCCGGGUCAACACCAACCUUGAGAACCUCUAUCUUCAAGGGAACCAAAUCAACGGUGAGCAGAAACGCAUCAACCAAAGCACGCUGGUGCAGGGGAUGGUGGUGCAACAGAGGGAUGGGGAGAUGGGGAUGCAGAACCUGUGCCCCUCUGUGGGAGACCACCUGGGGUAA
Molecule: messenger RNA, 1122 nt
Organism: Phaethon lepturus (White-tailed tropicbird)
Lineage: Eukaryota; Metazoa; Chordata; Aves; Phaethontiformes; Phaethontidae
Gene: FMOD
Product: fibromodulin
Exons: 1
Coding region: 16-1122 (368 amino acids)
Molecular function (GO): protein binding
Source: RefSeq, a predicted model, not a curated record